Stylonychia lemnae is the source of this 354-nucleotide messenger RNA. The record is from the annotation of a GenBank genome assembly. NCBI's taxonomy places the organism in Eukaryota, Ciliophora, Spirotrichea, Sporadotrichida, Oxytrichidae.
AUGAACACAAAAGCAAGAGCGAAUGCUAGACUUCCACCUGAAGUAAACAGAAUAGUAUUCGUGAGGAAUCUACCAUUUAAGAUUACCUCUGAGGAACUUUAUGACAUAUUUGGUAAAUAUGGAGCUUUAAGAUAAAUCAGAAAGGGAAUAUCAGGCAAGACCAAAGGUACUGCUUUUGUAGUUUAUGAAGAUAUUUACGAUGCUAAGAAUGCAGUCGAUCAUUUGAAUGGUUUCAAUGUUGCUGGCAAGUAUCUAAUUUGCCUUUAUUAUCAGCCAAAUAAACAACAAAAGGGAGCUGAUGCUAACAAAGUUAAACAAGAGCUGAACUAUCUCAAAGAAAAAUAUAACAUUUGA